AUGAGAAACAUUUCUUCUUUACAGGCAGAACUUUUGGUUCUGUUUUCUGUUCUGCCAUUGCCUUUUGUUGCUGAAUAUUUAGAAACUACUUUUUCCAAAGUGACAUCCCUAAGUAAUAAGAAAGCGAUCUCUAACUUGCUCUGGCAAAAGUCCGGAAGUAAGAUGGCGUGUCUGGCGGCUUGUGCUACUGACAGCAGGUGUGUGUCCUGUUUCCUGGAUGGUCAAUCCUAUUGCAGUGGACAUCACGUGAUUUAUACACCUUCCAGCACCGUGCAAAACUCACCAGGCCUCUCGUACUACGAAAUACAAGAUCCCGCCAGUAAGUUAGGCUGUGUAGCAGUACCAGGUGACACCGGAUAUUGCGUCAGACUAAACCUUACAAAGUUGUCUUGGCCCGACCAGGUCCUGGCUUGUCAGACAGAGAACAUGAGGCUAGCAUCACUGUCCUCCGACCUCAGGGUCACCUUUGUCCAGAAUUACCUGUUGGGGAUUGGACACUCACAGGCUGUGACAGUCGGGGCUUCUCUGACCUCCGGGACAUGGUAUUGGAUGUCGGGGGACAUUCUCUCGCCUAUCUCCCCUCACUGGGGCCCCAGUGAACCCACAUCAGGCCCAGGGGAGGAGUGUGUCAUCAUGGCGUUCGCUAUUGGGUUUCGCUUUAACGAUGGUCAGUGUACCACACUGAAAUCCUUCCUCUGUGAUAUGUUCUAUGUGGCAAAUUAAGUCAUAUACAGUC
Molecule: messenger RNA, 736 nt
Organism: Saccostrea echinata
Lineage: Eukaryota; Metazoa; Mollusca; Bivalvia; Ostreida; Ostreidae
Exons: 4
Coding region: 1-723 (240 amino acids)
Source: RefSeq, a predicted model, not a curated record